Molecule: messenger RNA, 4368 nt
Organism: Trichoderma gamsii
Lineage: Eukaryota; Fungi; Ascomycota; Sordariomycetes; Hypocreales; Hypocreaceae
Exons: 1
Coding region: 1-4368 (1455 amino acids)
Biological process (GO): nucleoside metabolic process
Cellular component (GO): nucleus; cytoplasm
Molecular function (GO): catalytic activity; protein binding
Source: RefSeq, a predicted model, not a curated record
AUGUUGAAGAGGGGCUUCGAUUCAAACGGCGAUGGCCCAAAUCAUCGGAAAAGAAGCAAGACUGAAGGCGACUCUAAAAAUAAUGGCACAAGAUCAACGCCAACUAACAAGUAUACUGUCGGAUGGAUUUGUGCCAUCAGUACCGAGCGAACCGCCGCGACUGCUUUCCUCGACGAGAAAUUUGACGCGCGAGAAUACAAUCUGCCCGACGACGACAAUAACGAUUAUACGUUGGGUCGAAUUGGUGAACACUAUGUCGCCAUAACAGCCUUACCAGAAUAUGGCACUGAUACGGCGGCGGCUGUUGCAAAGGACAUGAUGCGCAGUUUUCCAACCAUCAAAAUUCGUCUCAUGGUUGGCAUUGGUGGCGGCGCACCAACCGCAAAACACGACAUUCGUUUGGGCGACAUUGUAGUCAGCGUUCCCUAUAACGGGAAAAGUGGCGUAUUGCAGUAUGACUUUGGCAAAACGAUGCAAAAUCAGGAGUUCCAGAUGACGAGGGUCUUGAACCAGCCUCCGCAGAAUCUGCUGUCGGCAGUCCAUGGUCUCCGCACAGAUUACGAGACCCAAGGCCAUCUGCUUGAGGAAGAGAUAGAAAGCACUCUUCAAAGACUGCCCCGACUACGAGAGACAUAUCAACGUCCAAAUCAGAACUCGGAUAGGCUUUACAAAAGCGAUGCGAUACAUCCUCGACAUCAUGAUGGAAGCUGCUCAAUAGCAUGUGGCGAUGCUGCAUCAAGCAUAGUGCCACGGACUAAACGGCCUGCAGACAAGAAUAUUACAAUACAUUAUGGCCUGGUUGCUUCCGCAAAUCAGGUCAUGAAGGACGCUACCACUCGAGAUAAGCUGGCGCUGGAAAACGAAGUCUUGUGCUUCGAAAUGGAAGCUGCUGGACUUAUGAACGAUUUUUCAUGCCUAGUAAUCCGCGGAAUAUGCGACUACUCGGAUUCGCAUAAAAACAAGAAUUGGCAAGGGUAUGCAGCAAUGGCAGCAGCCGCAUAUGCAAAAGAUCUGCUCAAUCGACUUCGCCCAAUCUAUUUGGAACCCCCUCGUAUCAUACCCGACGUCUUGGAAAGUGAGCAUUAUGUAGAAGAAUACCGAACACUCCGCACCAAUCAGCCGGGCAUGUUGAAGUCUUUAUCUUUCGAACAAAUGGGAGCCCGCCAUUUAACAAUAAAAACUGCUCAUGCAAAAACCUGUAAAUGGCUACUCGACAAUCAAGCAUAUCUAGACUGGCUGGAUCCCAGUAAACUAGACUUGCACCACGGUUUUCUAUGGAUUAAAGGAAAAGCAGGAAUUGGUAAAUCAACAUUGAUGAAGUUCGCCCUUACCAAUGCUCAAAAGAAGAUGAAGGAUAAAAAAAUCAUCUCCUUUUAUUUCAACGCGCGAGGCGGAGAUAUGGAGAAAUGUACCAUUGGCAUGUAUCGAUCGCUGUUAUUGCAACUUUUUGAAGAACUUCCGAAACUUCAAAGCGUUUUGAAAUCUUUUCCUUUGGCAGCAACUAGAGAAGAUUACGCUUGGAACCUUCAAGAGUUGAAAUCUUUAUUCGAAGAAGCCAUACGCAAUAUCAAGGGCGAUGAACUGGUGUGCUUCAUCGAUGCGCUAGAUGAAUGUGACGAGGACGAAAUCCGGGAUAUGAUAUCCUUUUUCCAGAAUGUUGGUGAAUUCACGACUUCCAACGACAUUAAGUUUCUGGUCUGCUUCUCAAGCAGGCACUAUCCUCACAUAUCCAAGAAAAACGCACAGCCUCUCCUACUCGAAGGGCAAGAAGGGCAUAAUCAAGACAUUAGCAACUACCUCCACAGCGAAUUAAAGAUUGGAAAAAGCAAACUUGCUGAAGAUAUUCGUACCAAGGUUCAGAAGAAAUCAGCUGGUAUCUUUAUGUGGGUUAUCUUAGUGGUUGAGAUUCUGAACAAGGAAUAUGACGGCGGUCGUAUACAUAAGCUGCGACAGCGACUUGAUGACAUUCCUGAGGAUCUACACCAGCUCUUUCGGGAUAUUCUAACUCGGGACAAUUAUCACAGAGAUGAGCUGCUUUUGUGCAUCCAAUGGUUAUUGUUUUCGCGACAGCCAUUAAAGCCUGAAGAACUCUAUUUUGCUGUUCUUUCCUGCCCUGGACCUGAAAGCGUUGACAGGUGGAAUGUUGACGAAAUUUCCAUUGACGAUAUAAAGAAAUUUAUUCUGAGUACUUCAAAGGGACUUGCUGAAGUCACUAAAGCCAAGAGUCCAACUGUUCAAUUUAUCCAUGAAUCUGUUAAAGACUUUUUGCUAAAGGAGAAAGGACUGAAAGACAUCUGCAACGAUUUUGGCGAGGAAUUUAAAAGAAGGAGCCACAGGCAGUUGGAACAACUCUGUGUUGACUAUCUUAAUAGCCGAUUUCAACAGUUCAAACUUCCCAAUUCACUUCCUAGCGCAAAGUCUAUCCGAGCAAAAAACCUUCGUCAAGAGCUUCGACAAGAAUUUCCAUUUCUCAAUUAUGCUGUGCAAAACGUUUUAUAUCAUGCGAAUGCAGCGGAGAUGGACCAAGACGAGCAAGAGGACUUCUUUAAGACGUUGAACUUUGAUAAUUGGAUCACACUCAACAAUGUAUUUGAAAUAUUCGAAAGUCGCUGGCUUGAUCGAAGGGUUACUCAAUUAUAUGUCCUGGCAAUACAUAAUGCGGGAAAUCUAAUUCGACACCAUUCAUCAAGGCGAUCCUGCUUUGAGACCGAAACCAGUCGUUAUGGCCUACCAAUGCUUGCAGCAUUAGUUGCAAAUAGCUAUGAUGCGGUCGGGGCAUUUCUAGAAGUUCAUGCUCAAGCAGCGUUAUCAGAGGACCAUCCGAAUGCAUCUAUGCUCCACCAGUUAUACAAAGAAUACCUUCAGAAUUCGAAUAAACGAAAAUGGGAUUCAAAAGCAUUCCGAUUUUCUAAACGAAACUGUUUUCUUACUUAUCUAGCAGAAUAUGGUGAUGCCAUACUUACAGAUUUUUUGCUCAAUUACACCGACGUUGAUGUUAACCUGCGGGACAAAUCGGGAGAUACAGCAGUUCAAGCGGCAGCAAGAAAUGGGAAUGACGCUGUCCUCCAACUUCUACUUAAGCAUGAUGCUCAUAUUAACGUAAAAGAUGCAUACGGCGAAUUGCCACAUCACAACGCAGCUAUCGGGGGACAUGACUCCACUGUGAGGUUACUUCUAGAGGCCGGUGCCGAUAUUUCGGUAAAAGACGGGAAAAAUAGAUCACCGAUACAUUGCGCGGCUGUCUGGGGAAAUACAGCUGUUGUUGAGUUGCUUCUUAAAGCUGGCGCGGGUAUUGGAGAAAAAAACAGAGAUGGCGAAUCGCUGCUAUUUAUAGCGGCUCGCAAAGGCUAUGAACCUAUUGUUAGAAUGCUUCUGGACAAUGGCGCAGAUGUCAAUGAAAAGAAUAAGAAUGAGGAAUCGGUGCUAUGGGCAGCAGCUCAAAAGGGAAACAGAGCUAUUUUUGAAAUGCUUCUAGAAGCUGGCGCCGAUGCUAAUGUAAAGGACAGAAAGGGGAGAUCGCUGCUUUAUCAUGCGGUUAAAAAAGGGAUUGAAGAUGUUGCCGAAUUAUUGCUGGGUAUUACUGGCGCGGAUAUUGGUAGUGAAAGAGAAAAUGACGAGUCACUACUGCACGUGGCAGCCCAGAGGGGAUUUGGGACCGUUGUUAAAUCCCUAAUCAGCGCAGGUGCAAAUACUGGAGAUAAGUUUCAAGGUUCAUUGCCACUCCAUGUGGUGACAAGUCGUCAAGAUUACUUCUUGGAUGAAUGGAACGAAAGUCGCCACAACGCUUUGACUGAGUUGCUGCUCAAGGACAGGGCGAGCAUCAACGAGCGGGAUAGUCGUGGCUUGACGCCGCUGCAUUGCGCAUUGAAAGAGUACUCAUCCGGCCGUUAUUGGAAAGCAGCUAUUAAUCUUUUGAUACAAAGCGACGCAGACAUCAAUGCACAAACUCAAUAUGGGGAAACGCCGCUGCAUUUCGCAGUACGGCGAGGAUAUGGAAUAGCGGUCAAGCUACUUCUUGAAGCCGGCGCUGGUAUUGAGAUAAGGGACAAUCAUGGUAGAACGCCGCUGCAUCAGGCCUGUAUGUGGCGUAGAACCGAAGAAAUAGGAUUGUUACUUGGAAAUAGCGCGGAUAUUGAGGCUAAAGAUGAAGAAGGGGAGAUGCCGCUACAUAAAGCAGCGCGUAAGAAUCCAGAGUCAGUUAAGGUGCUGAUUGAAAAUAAUGCAAACCCGCAGGCGAAGAAUAACGAUGGUCUCACUGCACUGGAGAUAGCACGAAAUCGGUUGACAUAUAAUACCCAGCAACUUCCAGAGAUCCGAAAAAUUAUGGACUUGUUAGAGGCGGCGGCGCUAAAGUGGCCCAGUGUAUAG